AAUCAAGUCCUUCAUCUCACGUUCACUGACAAGCAAGCAAGCAAGCCGACCUCAACCAUCAUGGCUAUCCCUGUCAUUAACGUGGCCCCAGGCCUGUGGUUUUACGUGACGGCCGCCAUUGUUGACUUCAUCACGGGUGCCUUGUGGUACGGUAAGCUGUUUGCUCACCCCUGGGUGCGCGCCAUGCGGCGUGACAAGAACAGUGCCCGCUGGCCUGAGGACUCCAACAUGUCCAUGGCGGCGCCCAUGCUCUUCUCCCUCCUGACCUCCUGCGCCCAGGCCUACUUUGUCGUGCAUGCGAUGCCGCACCUCCUGUACGGCAUCAACGGCGUCCACCGCAUUGAGGCUUCCCAAGACAAGGCCGUGCUUGGCGUCUUCUGGCUCUUCACGGGCUUCCAAGCCCUCCACACCAUCGAAUCCGCGCUGUGGUGCGAUCGCCCACUGACCGUGAUUGCGGUCGACCUUGGGCGCAACCUCGUGCGCAUCCUCUCCACCACUGGCAUUGCCAUCGCUUUUGGCAUCUACGACCAGUGAUGUCUGUUACCAACCCGCCACAAACAGCGUGACGCGAGUGAGCCGUGGAGUGUGAGUGACGUGACGUGAGCCACGGACUGAGCUGAGCGGACAGUUCUUGCACUCUCCACCAUCUUUGUAGCUUCUCUGUUUGCCCUGUGGAAAUUUUGUUGGUAUUGUUACCAAAUUUCUUGCCUUCACCAACACCCAAUACAAGCCACCAAGCGCAGAGCGCAGCAGCUCAGAACACACAGCAAAGCGCACACAGCCACACUUGCAGCC
Molecule: messenger RNA, 795 nt
Organism: Salpingoeca rosetta
Lineage: Eukaryota; Choanoflagellata; Craspedida; Salpingoecidae
Exons: 4
Coding region: 61-534 (157 amino acids)
Source: RefSeq, a predicted model, not a curated record